This is a messenger RNA of Priapulus caudatus, 777 nucleotides long. Its product is annotated as histone-lysine N-methyltransferase 2E-like. Lineage: Eukaryota; Metazoa; Priapulida; Priapulimorpha; Priapulimorphida; Priapulidae. The record is from RefSeq and is a predicted model, not a curated record. The coding region runs from base 1 to 666 and encodes 221 amino acids. The transcript has 3 exons.
AUGCGAGCACUAUGCGCAAGCGAGCGCGGCUACGUGCGGCCGCCUCGUGCACCCCCCAACGCGGAGAUUGAGCACAUCAUCGAGUCCGGCGCGCUGCACAUCUGCAUCUACUCUACGAAGCCGAUCGCUAGCGGAAAGGAGGUCACCAUCCCGUUCGACUACAAGUUCCGCGAGUGUGAGUAUGAGGUGGACUGUGGGUGUGCAACGCCGGCAGCCUGUCCCGUCGCACGCUUCAACCGUCGCUUCCAGCCGCGACCCUCCGCCGCCGCCGCCGCUGUCACCCCGGCGAAGGUCGCAGCCUCGGAGGACGACGACCGCAAGAGGGCGCCGGCGACGCGGCGGCGACGCAAGAGUGGAAAGACGGUGGCGCGGAGACGCCUGUCAGAGGGCGCUGACUAUGAGUGGAGGGACUGGGAGGGUGAGGCGCAGGGCGGCGGCGGUGGCGGCAGUGCAAAGGAGACGAGGUCAAGGGUCAAGGCCAACCGACGCAGCGCGGCGCUGUCGCCCGUGCUGCGGAAGGCGUCCGAGGUCGUACCGGAGGUGAGUCGAAUCUGCCCAAGGAAUUCCGAUUCCGAGCGCGCUGUUCCGAAAAUGCGAUCAGGGAGGGGGAACGUUAUAACUUUAUCGGUUCGAAAAGGUUCAAUUCACACGCAUGCGAAGGUUUAACGAUUACUGUAUUGAAAUGAGCGAUUAAAAAUUGAAUAAUAGCAUUAAACUAACUAUUGCGAGAUUUUUGCUCAGAAAAACUAAAUAUAGCUGAAUAUAGUCUCACCUGAC